Porites evermanni is the source of this 2015-nucleotide messenger RNA. Lineage: Eukaryota; Metazoa; Cnidaria; Anthozoa; Scleractinia; Poritidae. The record is from the annotation of a GenBank genome assembly.
AUGAACGGCUGGAAAGAAGAGGAAAAAGCAAAUCAACUGAUCCUGUGCAUGAAAGAAAAAGCUCAUGUGGUUAUGUCUCAACUUUCGGCGAGUGACAAGAGCUCUUACACAUGUAUGGUGGAGGCCCUUCGCAAGAAAAUCGGCAUGCACCAGGUUCCCGAAGCCGCUAAAGCUACGCUCAAAGCGCGACGAAGAAUGGUGGGAGAAAGUUUGUUAGAUUUGAGUAUUGAUAUUAAACACUUGUGCGGGGAGGCUUACCCGACUUUGAGCUCGGCUAGUUUGGAGCAAGCUUGUGUAGAUCAUUUCACUGAUGCAACUGGGGCGACACUUGCAAAGGACGUAAUUCGCUCUAAGCCCUUGACCCUAGAUAAAGUCCUGUCAGAAGCUCUAGAACUCGAAGCAUUAGAACUCAGAGCAGUGAGAAUGAGAGAAAGGGUUGUGAGUGUAGUGUCAACCCACGAGAAAGAAAAGCCGGAAGAAGACUGGCCACGUUUUGAAAUUGAGUCUCUUCCCGAAGACGACCACGAACUAAAGGGUGAAAGAACUAUUUUCAUCCUGACUCUUACAGAGAAAUUGCACGAGUUGCUUGUGAAAUAUUCCUCUUGGACAGCCUGGCUGCUGAAAUUCAAGGCGUACCUUUAGUAUCAUAAAGGCAAGAAAGCAGGUAUGGAAAAGGACCCCACUACGGCAGAUCUGGAGAAAGCAACAUUGACUACAGUUAAACUAGUAGAAAGAGAAGUAUACGCAGAAGACAUACAGGAUUAGGAGACGAGAGGUCAUGUCAAACCUUCGAACAAGAUUGAAGAGCUCCGACCCAUAUUGGAUGGCUGCAUCAUGAGGGUUGGAGGUCGCAUUGCAGAUGCCCCUAUUGCGUUUGAUGCCAAAUUCCCUACGAUUGCUCCACCAAAGCACCAUGUAGCCCAGCUACUGAUUGCAAGCUUAAAUCAGAAAUUAUUACAUGCUGGACAAGAUCACAUCCUGGUGCACUUGAGGGAGAAGUUUUGGAUACCUAGUGGGAGAUCUGCCAUACAUAAGGUUGUGAGAUUGUGCAUGACAUGCAAAAAACAGAGAAUGGCAACCAUGGAACAGAUGAUGUCCGCCUUACCAGCAUUUCGCACCAAAGGUUAUGAGCCGUGCUUCACUUAUUCUACUCCAGUUCUGGCCCCUCUCUCUCUGUCACGCAACGCCGGGAAAGAGUGUCCAGGGACAAUUGUUUGGGCAUGUCAGCAUCCGCAGUAGUUUUUGGCUACUUUUCUAGCUAAUUGUCACUGCGCAUGAGUGUAUCUGGAAAACCACAGUGUUUCAACAUGGCAGAUUCUCACUUGUUGGUGAAUGAAAAGUAAAGAGAAAUGUUUCCUGAAUAUGAUUGGGGUUUUUAUUACCGAUAAUUUUCGAAGGAGUAUUCUCGUUUUAAUAUACACCGAUUCAGCCUAAGACCGGAAGUUGCAUGAAAGCGAGGCCUAAGGGCUAUCUUUCGGGCGAAUAUCAUAAACAUGGUGUCUUCAAGUAAAUAAAAGAAUUCCAGUCACAAGUGUUGAGCGACUGCUCUUUCCAAUAAUUGUUCAGAUAACCGACCAGGUUUAAAUUUUCAUAAUUUCCCUCUGGACGAAAAGCUGAAGAAAAUCUGGAAUCAAAAAAUGAAGUGUGAGGACAAAAAAUUUGCCUCAAACAGCUCACUCUUCUGCGGUUCUGAACAUUUUAGUGAGGACUACAGGAAAAGCCUUACUGGCAAAAGACGUGAUCUUGUAAAGAAUGCUGUUCCUUCCAUUUUCCUACGGUCAGUUGGCAAUGACGAAGCCUCUGAAAGGUCCGAAAGAGUCAAAAGUCGGGAAUGCCAAAGGAUUAAACUUUCUGUGAUCCCAUCCAAGAGUAUGGAAAAUAAACAUCACUCAUACGAUGCACCUGACAUCUCUACAAAGGAGACUCAAGACAAAGAUUCAGGUGAAAAACCAUUCAAAGAAGAGAGAGACUUGGUUGCCAAGAAUUAUGAUUGUAAACAAAAGCCGUUUCUUUGA